CUUUUUAAUACAGAGUACCUUUAACAUGAAGUUGACUCUGACUUUAACAAUUUUCUUAGCAGUUGUAAUUGGAGGUUGCAAUUGCAAGAUUGUGCAAUUCAUCUUUGGAGACUCUCUUUCAGAUGUUGGCAACAACAAUUUCCUCUCCAAAAGCCUUGCUCGCGCCAAUUUGCCAUGGUAUGGUAUUGAUUUUGGGAGUGGAUUACCUAAUGGUAGAUUUUGCAAUGGCCGUACUGUUGCUGAUAUAAUUGGUGAUGAAAUGGGGCUUCCAAGACCACCAGCUUAUCUUGAUCAAUCGUUAACAGAGGAUGUUAUACUAUCUAACGGAGUAAAUUUUGCCUCUGGUGGUGGUGGCAUUCUAAACGAGACAGGCAGUUUAUUUAUACAGAGGCUUUCCUUAUACAAGCAAAUAGAGUUGUUUCAAGGCAUACAAGACUUAAUUAGAGAAAAAAUUGGAAGCAAAGAAGCUAACAAAUUUUUCCAACAAGCAAGAUACGUGGUAGCUCUAGGAAGUAAUGAUUUCAUCAACAAUUACUUAAUGCCAGUUUAUAAAGAUUCAUGGACGUACAAUGACAAAUCUUUCAUCCAGUACUUGAUGGACACUCAAAGGUCACAGCUUACAUUGUUGCAUAGUUUGGGGGCAAGGGAGUUGAUGGUGUUUGGGCUAGGGCCAAUGGGUUGUAUUCCACUUCAAAGGGUUCUAAGUACAGAUGGUCAGUGUCAAGACAAGACUAACCAGCUGGCACUUGCUUUCAACAAAGCAACAAACGAACUUGUCGAAGAAUUGUCAAACACACUUCCAAAUGCUAGCUACAAAUUUGGAGAUGCUUAUGAUGUUGUCAACGAUGUCAUUACUAAUCCCGGCAAUUACGGUUUUAGUAACUCGGAUUCGCCAUGCUGCUCGUUUGGAAAAAUUAGGCCAGCAUUGACGUGUAAUCCAGCAUCGACAUUGUGCAGCGAUAGAAGCAAAUAUGUGUUUUGGGAUGAAUACCACCCUUCUGAUAGUGCUAAUCAGUUAAUUGCUAAAGAGCUUAUCAAGAAACUCGGAUUUUUGAAGCCUAACCAAACUGAUGCUUCUCCUCCUACACCAGCUUUGGGCCCUUCUUCCGAUGAUGAUGAACAAUAGGUU
Molecule: messenger RNA, 1129 nt
Organism: Solanum verrucosum
Lineage: Eukaryota; Viridiplantae; Streptophyta; Magnoliopsida; Solanales; Solanaceae
Product: GDSL esterase/lipase At1g74460
Exons: 5
Coding region: 26-1126 (366 amino acids)
Molecular function (GO): hydrolase activity, acting on ester bonds
Source: RefSeq, a predicted model, not a curated record